Molecule: messenger RNA, 6271 nt
Organism: Sorex araneus (European shrew)
Lineage: Eukaryota; Metazoa; Chordata; Mammalia; Eulipotyphla; Soricidae
Gene: TGFBR1
Product: transforming growth factor beta receptor 1
Exons: 9
Coding region: 61-1581 (506 amino acids)
Biological process (GO): protein phosphorylation; activin receptor signaling pathway; heart development
Cellular component (GO): plasma membrane; activin receptor complex
Molecular function (GO): transforming growth factor beta receptor activity, type I; activin receptor activity, type I; ATP binding
Source: RefSeq, a predicted model, not a curated record
GCGGCGGCAGUGGCGGCGGCGGCGGCGGCGGCGGCAGCGGCGGCGCGGCGCGGCGGCACCAUGGAGGCGGCGGCCGCGGCUCCGCGUCCCGGGCUGCUGCUGCUGCUCCUCCUCGUGCUGGCGACGGCGGCGACGCUGGUCCCGGGAGCCGCGGCAUUGCAGUGUUUCUGUCAUCUCUGUACCAAGGACAAUUUCACUUGUGUCACAGAUGGACUUUGUUUUGUCUCUGUCACAGAGACUACAGAUAGAGUUAUACACAAUAGCAUGUGUAUAGCUGAAAUCGACCUAAUUCCUCGAGACAGACCAUUUCUAUGUGCACCGUCCUCAAAAAGUGGAUCUGUUACUACAACAUACUGCUGCAAUCAGGACCACUGCAAUAAAAUAGAGCUACCAACUGUUGGCCCUUUUCCAGGAAAGCCAUCAUCUGGCCUUGGUCCCGUGGAACUGGCAGCUGUCAUUGCUGGACCAGUCUGCUUUGUCUGCAUCUCACUCAUGUUGCUGGUCUAUAUCUGCCACAACCGAACUGUCAUUCACCACCGAGUGCCAAAUGAAGAGGAUCCUUCAUUGGAUCGUCCUUUUAUUUCAGAGGGUACUACAUUAAAAGACUUGAUUUAUGAUAUGACAACAUCAGGUUCUGGAUCAGGUUUGCCAUUGCUUGUUCAGAGAACGAUUGCAAGAACUAUUGUGUUACAAGAAAGUAUUGGCAAAGGUCGAUUUGGAGAAGUUUGGCGAGGAAAGUGGAGAGGAGAAGAAGUUGCUGUUAAAAUAUUUUCCUCUAGAGAAGAACGUUCAUGGUUUCGUGAGGCUGAAAUUUAUCAAACUGUAAUGUUGCGUCAUGAAAACAUCUUGGGAUUUAUAGCAGCCGACAAUAAAGACAAUGGUACCUGGACUCAGCUCUGGUUGGUUUCAGAUUAUCACGAGCAUGGAUCUCUUUUUGAUUAUUUGAACAGAUACACAGUUACUGUGGAAGGAAUGAUAAAACUUGCUCUGUCUACAGCAAGUGGACUUGCUCAUCUCCACAUGGAAAUCGUUGGUACCCAAGGAAAACCAGCCAUUGCUCAUAGGGAUUUGAAAUCGAAAAAUAUCUUGGUCAAGAAGAAUGGAACUUGUUGUAUUGCAGACUUGGGACUGGCAGUAAGACACGAUUCAGCCACAGACACAAUUGAUAUUGCGCCAAACCAUAGAGUGGGAACAAAAAGGUACAUGGCCCCUGAAGUUCUAGAUGAUUCCAUAAAUAUGAAACACUUUGAGUCCUUCAAACGUGCUGACAUCUAUGCAAUGGGCUUAGUGUUCUGGGAAAUAGCUCGACGAUGUUCCAUUGGUGGAAUUCAUGAAGAUUACCAGCUGCCUUACUAUGAUCUUGUACCUUCUGACCCAUCCGUUGAAGAAAUGAAAAAAGUAGUUUGUGAACAGAAAUUAAGGCCAAAUAUUCCCAACAGGUGGCAGAGCUGUGAGGCUUUGAGAGUAAUGGCUAAAAUCAUGAGAGAAUGCUGGUAUGCCAAUGGCGCCGCUCGGCUUACAGCCCUGCGGAUUAAGAAGACUCUGUCACAGCUCAGCCAGCAGGAAGGCAUUAAGAUGUAAGGCUGCGCCUUCGCUUGAACUCGCCUUUCCCUUCACAUCUGCUCCUGGGUGUAAUCCAGAAGGUCACUUGUUCUACCUCACUGAGAGGGAACAGAGGAUAUUGCUUCCUUUCACAAGGGUGUGAUGAGGCCAACUGAGAACUCCCCAGGAUUUCUUUGGAUCCAGGAAACCAUCGUGUGGGUCCUUCCUGUGCACUAUGAACGCUUCUUUCCCAGGACAGUUACAAAAUGUUGUGUAGUCUACCUUUAUUUUUUAUUAACACAGAACUUGUUUUUUAAAAGAUGAUUGCUGGUCUUAACUUUAGGUAACUCUGCUGUGCUGAAGAUCAUCUUUAGGGGUAAAGGAGCUGGAUUGCUGUUACACAAAACAUUUCUUAUUUUUUAAGAAAGUGAUUUCCUCCUGGUUAGUACAUUCUCAGAGGAUUCUGAACCACUAAAGAGUUUCCUUGAUUCAGACUUUGAAUGUACUGUUCUAUGAUUUUCAGGAUCUUAAAACUAAUACUUUAAAAACUCUUAUCUUGAGUCUAAAAAUGACCUCAUGUAGUAGUGAGGAACAUAAUUUAUGCAAUUGUAUUUUGUAUAUUAUUAUCGUUCUUUCACACAUUCAAAACAUUACAUGCCUUCAAAAUGGGAUUGUACUAUACCAGUAAGUGCCACUUCUGUCUUUCUAAUGGAAAGUAGUAGAAUUGCUUAAAGUCUGUAUUUCUUAAUACCUGUCCAUCAUGUUUUCAUUCAAAAAGUUUUGUUUAUCUUGUUAACCCAGAUUUUUUUCUGUCUCAUUUUUUUGGGAAAGGUUUUUGUGGUAUGUUAUUCAGUACUCCAUGGUUGAAAAUGCCUUUCUCCUACCAAAAUGUGCUUAACCACUAAAGAAAUGAAGUGGCAUUAAUUGGUAAACUAAUAUGGUUAUAUUUGAAUAUUUUCACGUCAGGCUUUUGAAUUUGAGUUGUGUUAUUUAAGUAUACUUUAAAAAUUCAAGUGGCACUCUUAGACACUUAGAAUUACUUUUAAUAAUUUAAAAUUUGUUGCAUAUGGACUAAUUUUUCUAAAGUGGAAAGUUGGUGUAGAUGCUUGUGAAAAACUGUGGCAUCUGAAAGUCAUUUUCUUCUCUAUCCGAUCAGAGACAGUGUUUUUUUUUUUUUUUAAGAAGUGAAUUACAUUUAAAAAUUGAAUAUGGUUAAUGUUAAAUAGUAGGUUUUUCCUUGGAAAGAUAAUUGAUUGUUUGAGUAGCUGACGGGUAUGCAGGAGAUUCAUAUUCAUUACUUGGCAGUCUGUGUUUGGUGGGUUUUCUGUCUGUAACUGAAGCUAGAGUUGGAGUGUUUUAAGGUUUCACUGCUCUGGAGGAAAGAGGAAGGCAGCUUUUAUUUUAAUUCAGUCUCCUGUGUGCAAACACUGCACUUGUUUCACUUCUGUGGGCAUGUGAUGGGUUCAUUGAACCCCUGGGAUCUGAGAGAUAGCUAAGGAAUAUUCUGAGGAGAGAUUCUCUAUUUUAUAGAUGAUUUGAUCAAAUUAAAUGUUUAAGCAAGCUUGUCAUGUCUUCUCAAUAGUGUGUGUAAAUGAGCUCGGAAUGAUUGGUUUGUACUUCCAGUACUCGAAGUCCUGUGUCAUCUUUAAUGUGGUAAAACAAUAACAAUAACAGCAGCAACAAUUGCCUUAGCUGUGAGGCAAGACAUGGGCUUGGAUAGUGCUUUUAAUUUCUCACUGAAAGGGUCAUACUAACCUAUCCAGGACUUUGGUCAGUAGAGGUAGUGGCUAUUUACACUGAGCUGCUUUCUGAGGUCUUAUUACUUAUGGGUAAAUAAGUUUGGGAACUCUUAUUUGGUCUUAAUGCCAAAGUAAUUUUAGAAUGAAUGACAUACUACAUAGGAAUUUAAUGUCAAUUUCAUGUGUUUAAAGACAUCAUGGGCAAAUAUGGUAGAGGUUAAUAUUUUGCUGUUACCAUGAUUUUUUAUCAUAGCAUAUGAAUGCAUUUGAGGGUUUUUUUUAUAAUUGUGUCAUAUUUCCUGUUUAAUAAUCUCUAGCUCUUUGAUCAGGUACUUUUUUUAAGCCAUUUCUAAGCCUACCAGAUUUGCUUUAUGAAAUUCAGGGGACCAAUGCAUUUUGUCACUAAAACUUAUUUUUUAUAAUUUUAAGAACAUACCAAAAGUUCUUGUCUGAUUUAAAGUUGUGAUACAUGAUUUAUCACUUUCACAAAAGGUAAACAGCUUUUGCUGAAUAUUAUUUACUAAAUCAAAGAUUGAGUUACAAUUUACCAUUCUUGCCUGCGUGGAUAAAAUAUACUUUUGAUUAAUCAGGGAAUAUUUUUAAGUUGGAAAAUAGUUCUUAAUUGGGUUUACAUAUUUAUUACAGCUGAUUCUUUUUUUUGACUAAUUAUAAUUGAUAAACCCCAAGUGACUAAUAUUGAAAAUGAAAGUGACUAAAAGAUAAAACAUCAUGACUGUUGUGACCAUAUCUGCAGAAAAAUUUGACAAGAAUAUUAAUUUUGUCAUUUAAAACAGAAGGCUUUGUUUAUACUGCCUGCCUUCAGAUACUUACUUUCCAAGAUUCAUUUGGCUAAAAUAUGCCUUCAGGCUCAUUGUUUGUCCAUACGGAUAUUUUGUCUGUACCUUGGGGAAGGCAUGUUUAUGGGGAGGUUUGAGGGGUGCAAACAUACCUGAUUUGUUCUUCACACAUUCAGAUCUUUCCCACCUGCCUUCCUGCUGAUCCUGAUUCAGAGACCACUCCCUCCCACCACCUUCCCUUGUCCAUGUCCUUCGUGGCCUUUUAACUGAUAAUUGCUUUUGAUAUUAAGAGUGAAAUGGUUAGUGGACAUUGUGGGACUACACCCGUUCCUUAAGUCAUUGGACACGGGGGCGGGGCGGGGGGGUGGGGGAGGAGUUCAGGUUUGGCAUUGGGUGGUUAAUGCUCCCUCCUGGCUGCCAUGGCCCAGGAGUAGGAUGGCUACAAGAUAGCAGCUAUGAUGAUGGGAGUUAGCCCAGAAGCAGUGGUCAGUUAUAUCCCUUAUAGGACACAGUAAGACCCAAAAAGCUGAGCCUAUGAUUCUGCUGUGACAACGGUGCUCAAGAAGUGCCUUGAGUUGGUGUAUAGUGCCAUGGUCAUUAAGAAUUGAAAUGUUCAGUUAUUGCAAGAAUAAAAUGGUCACAAUAUUAUUUUGCAGGUCAUACAUAAGUUACCUUUUUUUUUUUCUCUAUCUGAGAAGUGUCACAUAGAAAAUUUUAUAAAAUGAGAUGGUGAAGUGCUGAAGUGCGUGACAAAAUCAGUAUUCCUUUUUGACAUAUCAACAAUUGAUUUUUAUCCUUACACUGAUUGUGAGUCAGCUAUUUCUUUGGCUUCUUGACUGUGGGUGUUCUGGCUCCUAAGGGUAGAGAUUCCAAAUAAUUAGUCUUCUACAACUUUGUGGAAAUGCCCACUUGGGUAACCCUGAGGUCCUGAAAAACAGCUCUGGAUGUGCACUGCAGCUUUUCAUGUCAAUUUGGAAUGCUGGAAUACCUGGGCACGCCUCUAGAACAUUCUGAGGGUUGACAGUACAUUAAAAAAAAAUUUAAUCUCAUUAUGCAAUCUUAUUUGUAAUAUACUUUAGAAAAGGUGGCUAAUAGCAUUCAAUCUGUUGCUUCAAAAGAACUUAGUUUUUUGUUUUGUUUGUUUUUACUUUUUAACAAGAUUUGUGAAUUAUCAUGAACCAUGUUUGAUAUCCCUUUUUCACUUGUGCCAUUGGAAUGGGGUGUUUGGUAUUCCUUUAUAUGUCAAGGAGAUGCUUCAAAAUGUCAAUUGCUUUAAACUUAAAUUACCUCUUAAAAGACCAAGGUACAUUUACCUCAUUGUAUAUAUAAUAUUUAAUAUUUGUCAGCACAUUCUGCAAGUUUGCAGUUUUACUUCUAUAAAGUUUGAGUAUUAUGUUGCUGAAUUACUCAAAUGGUACUGUAUUGUUUGUUCUUGUACCCCAGAUAACAUCACCUAGACUCUCUGUUUUCUGUACUUGGUUGUAUUUGUGCAGAAUUCUUAUGGCUUUUUCAGCGUAACCUCUGCCCUUUCAGAUGUGUACAGGAAAUGUCCAUAUGAAUUUCAUUUUAGUUGAAUGAUUUUGAAAUCUGUAAAGAAGAAAGAAAACAAAAACUGCAGAUCCCCAUAAAUUUUUUUAAAUGUAUAUUGUAUUUGUAGUAAUAUUCUGGAUGAAGUGUAUAUAGAAAGUAGAAGAGUGAUGCUUACGUCAAGUCCUAACACUACAGUAGAAAGAUGGAAGCAAUGCAAAUAAAUCACUUUUUUUCCCAAGUCUUAGUGGCCUAAUUAAGUAUGGCUGUGUGGGUGUGUGUGGGUGUGUGUUGGCGUGAGCUGUGCUCUAGAUGGGAACCUUGGGAUGACUGUCCAGUGCACAGCAGUAUAUUGUCACCUGCUGGAGAAAGUCCCGCUCAGCCCCCCACCUGCUGCACAGUGCUCUUGCUGCAGGCUCCGUUCCACAUGCUCUCUCUCCUCCAGUGGAUACUAUGGCGCUCUCUAGUGAUGACUCUGCCUGAGUUUAUGCUCAAACAGUAUUACAGUUUUUUUUUUAAUUCUAAAAAAGUUUUAUUAAAUGAACUGUAGUUUAUUAUUUACAUAUUAAAGCAUUUGAAUACGUAUACCUUAAUAAGACUAUUCAAGAUACCAGUGUAUGCAUUCUUCAGUCAUGUGGUUUAUGAAGUAAAUUUAUUUUCCCUAUU